This is a messenger RNA of Entelurus aequoreus (snake pipefish), 5664 nucleotides long. It is a transcript of the gene atp2b1a, whose product is annotated as ATPase plasma membrane Ca2+ transporting 1a. Gene Ontology annotation, molecular function: ATP hydrolysis activity; PDZ domain binding; ATP binding. Gene Ontology annotation, cellular component: intracellular membrane-bounded organelle; membrane. The record is from RefSeq and is a predicted model, not a curated record. Gene Ontology annotation, biological process: regulation of cytosolic calcium ion concentration; calcium ion transmembrane transport. The transcript is spliced from 22 exons. Bases 445 to 4278 code for a protein of 1277 amino acids. NCBI's taxonomy places the organism in Eukaryota, Metazoa, Chordata, Actinopteri, Syngnathiformes, Syngnathidae.
UGUACGCGCUUGGUUGUGGCUGUGACGUCACGGUAGGCGGGGCCAGUACCUCCAGUCCAGGGGAGCGAGCCUCUGAGUCUGUGAGAGUGAGGGGGAGAGAGAGAGAGAGAGAGAGGGCUGGAGGGACUCCGGGUGCUCCUCAGAGAAAGCAAUCUGACUGCAUGGUGAUCUCUGGCUCUCUGAGUUCUCCAACGCCAUGAAAGGCCAGGAAGACUCAGCGCUCCAAUGGAAAUGGCUGGUUUUGUAGAAACGCUGCCCUUCGACCCGCUGCCACCUGACUCCAGCUGCCUCUGAUGGCCUUGUCGCCUUUUUUAUGGGCGCUACCUCUGUGUGCACGCUCGUGAGGAUUUAAACCUUUCCAGGACACUUAUUUUUAUAUAUCUUUUUUUUUACCCCUUCUGUUACCUCAAAGCUUUGCAUUAACGUGGAGAGCUAGCGGGGACAAUGGCAAACAACUCUUACAGCGGGGUGAAGAACUCCGUAGUGGAGGCCAACCAUGAUGGAGAGUUUGGCUGCACGCUCAAAGAACUGCGCGCCCUCAUGGAACUGCGAGGCACUGAGGGGAUAAACAAAAUUGGGGAAUCAUACGGGGACGUUCAAGGAUUCUGCAACCGGCUAAAAACCUCACCUACAGAUGGUCUAAGUGGGCAGCCAGCAGACAUCGAGAAGCGGAAAACGGUGUUUGGGCAAAAUUUAAUACCGCCCAAAAAGCCUAAAACGUUCUUGCAAUUAGUGUGGGAGGCGCUCCAGGAUGUCACGCUGAUUAUCCUAGAAGUGGCAGCCGUAGUUUCACUUGGCCUUUCUUUUUAUAGACCUCAAGAUGCCGAAAGAGAAGACUGUGGGAAGGCUGCCGGUGGCGUGGAGGAUGAAACCGAGUCAGAUGCAGGCUGGAUCGAGGGCGUCGCCAUCCUGCUCUCGGUCAUCUGCGUGGUGCUGGUGACGGCGUUCAACGACUGGAGUAAAGAGAAGCAGUUCCGUGGCCUUCAGAGCCGCAUCGAGCAGGAGCAGAAGUUCACGGUCGUGCGCGGGGGGCAAGUCAUCCAAAUUCCCGUGGCAGAGAUAGUAGUGGGUGACGUUGCUCAAGUAAAAUAUGGUGACCUUUUGCCCGCCGAUGGCGUCCUCAUCCAAGGCAACGAUUUGAAGGUUGAUGAGAGCUCGCUCACAGGAGAGUCGGACCAUGUCAAGAAAACGCAACAAAAAGAUUUAAUGCUUUUAUCAGGCACCCACGUGAUGGAAGGCUCGGGGAAAAUGGUGGUCACAGCGGUGGGCGUCAACUCCCAAACUGGAAUUAUUUUCACGUUACUCGGGAGUGCCGAGGACGACGAGGAGGAUGAGGAGGAAAAGAAGAAGGAAAAGGGGGAGAAGAAGAAACAAAGAAAAAACAAGAAGCAGGAUGGGUCCAUUGAAAAUCGCAAGAAAGCUAAAGCACAGGAUGGCGCUGCCAUGGAAAUGCAGCCUCUGAACAGCGACGAGGGAGCAGAUGCAGAGGAGAAGAAGAAAGCCAACCUGCCAAAGAAGGAGAAAUCUGUUCUCCAGGGAAAGCUGACCAAACUUGCUGUACAGAUCGGCAAAGCAGGGUUGGUGAUGUCAGCCAUAACCGUCAUCAUUCUGGUGGUGCUCUUUGUGGUGGACACCUUUUGGAUCCAGAACCUGCCCUGGGUCAAGGCCUGCACGCCCAUCUACAUUCAGUUCUUUGUGAAAUUCUUCAUCAUCGGCGUCACCGUGCUGGUGGUGGCUGUUCCCGAGGGGCUCCCACUCGCUGUGACCAUUUCCCUGGCGUACUCUGUUAAGAAAAUGAUGAAAGACAACAACCUGGUGCGUCAUUUGGACGCCUGCGAGACCAUGGGCAACGCCACAGCCAUCUGCUCUGAUAAGACUGGAACUCUCACCAUGAAUCGCAUGACUGUGGUGCAGGCCUACUUGGCCGGCAAACACUUCAAGAAAGUCCCAGAACCGGAAAACAUCCCUGCAUCCAUUUUAGACUUCCUAAUCUUGGGGAUAGCCGUCAACUGCGCCUACACUACUAAGAUCAUGCCUCCAGAGAAAGAAGGAGGCCUGCCUCGACAAGUGGGUAACAAGACCGAAUGUGCCUUACUUGGUUUUUCCACCGACCUCAAGCGCGACUACCAGACCAUUCGAAACGAGAUCCCAGAGGAGAAACUGUACAAGGUCUACACCUUCAAUUCCGUCCGCAAGUCAAUGAGCACUGUGCUGAAGAUGGCUGACGGUGGCUACCGCAUGUUCAGCAAGGGCGCUUCGGAAAUCCUCCUUAAAAAGUGCUAUAAAAUCCUCACAGCGAACGGCGAGUCAAAGGUGUUUCGCCCUCGAGAUCGAGACGACAUGGUGAAGAAAGUGAUUGAGCCCAUGGCCUCCGAAGGCCUGAGGACCAUCUGCCUCGCAUACAGAGAUUUUACCGCCUCAGACGGCGAGCCAGACUGGGACAACGAAAACGACAUCCUCACUGGGCUCACUUGCCUCUGCGUGGUGGGCAUCGAAGACCCCGUGAGGCCAGAGGUUCCGGACGCCAUCAGGAAAUGCCAACGUGCAGGCAUCACUGUGCGUAUGGUGACUGGAGACAACAUCAACACGGCUCGUGCCAUCGCCACCAAGUGCGGCAUCCUGCAGCCGGCAGACGACUUCAUUUGCUUGGAGGGCAAAGAGUUCAACCGACGGAUACGCAACGCAAAAGGAGAGAUCGAACAAGAACGCAUUGACAAGAUCUGGCCAAAACUGCGAGUUCUGGCUCGGUCUUCCCCCACUGACAAGCACACUCUAGUCAAAGGUAUUAUUGACAGCACCGUUAUUGAACAGAGACAAGUUGUCGCCGUGACAGGGGACGGCACCAACGACGGUCCCGCGUUGAAGAAAGCCGACGUGGGCUUUGCAAUGGGUAUCGCCGGCACAGAUGUGGCUAAGGAGGCGUCCGACAUCAUUUUGACAGACGACAACUUCUCCAGCAUAGUCAAGGCCGUCAUGUGGGGACGCAACGUGUAUGACAGCAUUUCCAAAUUCCUGCAGUUUCAGCUCACCGUCAACGUGGUGGCCGUCAUUGUAGCCUUCACUGGCGCUUGCAUCACGCAGGACUCUCCGCUGAAAGCGGUCCAGAUGUUGUGGGUCAACCUGAUUAUGGACACUUUCGCCUCGCUUGCCCUGGCCACGGAGCCGCCCACAGAAGCACUGCUGCUCAGGAAGCCGUAUGGCCGCAACAAGCCCCUCAUCUCUCGCACCAUGAUGAAGAACAUUUUGGGCCAGGGCGUCUACCAGCUGGUUAUUAUCUUCACACUGCUCUUUGCCGGGGAGAAGAUUUUUGACAUCGACAGCGGCAGGAACACCCCCCUGCGAGCCCCGCCCUCCGAGCACUACACCAUCGUCUUCAACACCUUCGUCCUGAUGCAGCUUUUCAACGAGAUCAACGCCCGCAAGAUCCACGGCGAAAGGAACGUCUUCGACGGCAUCUUCAACAACCUCAUUUUCUGCACCAUUGUCUUCGGUACCUUCAUCAUCCAGAUCGUCAUCGUACAGUUUGGAGGCAAGCCGUUCAGUUGCGUGGCUCUCAACAUCGACCAGUGGCUCUGGUGCACCUUCUUGGGCUUUGGCUCGCUGCUGUGGGGGCAGGUCAUCUCCUCCAUACCAACCAGCCGCCUUAAGUUCCUGAAAACAGCAGGCCACGGCACCCAGAAGGAGGAGAUCCCCGACGAGGAGCUGGAGGAGCUCGACGACAUGGAAGAGAUCGACCACGCAGAGCGGGAGCUUCGCCGUGGCCAAAUCCUCUGGUUCCGUGGCCUCAACCGAAUCCAGACUCAGAUGGAUGUAGUGAGUGCGUUCCAGAGCGGAACUUCCUUUCAGGGGGCUCUGAGGCGGCAGGCCUCCAACUCCAGCCAACAACAGCACGAUAUCCGGGUGGUGAAUGCAUUCCGCAGCUCCAUCUCCCUCUAUGAGGGCCUGGAGAAACCUGAAUCGCGGACCUCUAUUCACAACUUUAUGACUCACCCGGAAUUUCGGAUAGAAGACUCGGAGCCCCAUAUCCCCCUCAUAGACGACACGGAUGCCGAGGAUGACGCACCCACCAAGCGCAACUCGGCCAGCCCCCGCAACACCACGCCCACCCCGCCCUCACCAACCACCGUCCCCGCAGUCGCCGUGGCGCCGCUCUCGCCCUCCCCAAACCAGAACAAUAACGCUGUGGAGAGCAGCAACCACCUCCUCCCUGAGGCCACCAAAGCGAGCAGCGCCUCCAUGCCGGCCAGUCCCCUACACAGCCUGGAGACCUCCCUCUGAUCGGAAAAGCACGACCGCCUCCCCUGCAAGGUACCUUACCACUUUUCUACUCGGAGGACAGCGAGCUGGAGGGGGCUGUGGUCGGACUAACUUUGGGAGGAUUGUACCGGCUUGUGUGGAUGCUUUGCUUUCUCCUUUUCGGUUCUUCUUAAAACCGCCUCCGCGCCAGGACUCCACCCCUUUGCCCCCAAACCCCCUGCCACCCCCUUGGCUUUGGUUUGUCUGGCUCAAUGAGGUGUGAUUAUAAACUCUUGAUUGAAAGUGACCUGUUUUUUUUCUUCUUAUUCUUCUGAAUAUAAUAAUUUGCAUUGCAAAGAAGAGGAGGCGGUCCUCCUGGCUUGAACAUGUCAGAAUCUUCUAGCUUCUCUUUAAUCUCAAUUGUGUUGUAUAUUUAGCUCUUUGGCCCUCGUUCACACAAAACUAAUUUCUGCUCCAUUUGGCUGUUAAUAUUUUUGACUUAUUUAUGUUUUAUGGAGGGAAAAAAAGCAGGUCUGUUUACAAAGUUUGUAGAUACUUUUUUUCUGUUUGUAGGCAAAAGAGCUUCCUGAUGUAUGAUGCAGAAUUUAAAAAAUGAAUGAGAUGAUUAUUUCAGAUACUGCUGUAUUUUCAGGAAAAAAAGGGUGUUUCUAUUGAAACUUAAGUAUUUUUGCCUGCAAGUUUUAUUUGUUAUAUAUAUAUAUAUAUAUAUUUGUAGAUAAAUAUAGAAACUUCUAGCCAAACCAAUUAACACUAAGUCUUGUAUAGAGAGGAGGUCCACCGGUCGAUGUGCGUUUAGGGCCUCAACAUCGCUAUGAAUAUUUACUCUAGUUUCCAUGUGCACAAAACCUUCCGGGGUAAAAAAAAACGUCUUCUUUUUUCACUCAUUCAUCUUGUGUUCAAAGACUUCCACAUGUUGAAAGUGUCUCAAAAAAGGGAAUCCGGGCUGUGGGGGCUAGUAUUUAGCAAGCAUCACCUCUUCCACAACUGGACAAAAAGGGAAAGUUUCUGCACAUUCUGGCUCGUUUCGAUGUCAUUUUUGCACACAAGUGGCUAAGUUAUUUAUUCAACCAGACAAAACGUGAAUGUGCCUUGGCUUUAGUUAACGUUCAAGCUUGGGUCCAGUCGCUUCAUUUCCUGAUUAAACCCUGCAGAUGCUUGCUAAAUAUAAACCCCUGCUCAGUUGUACAUAUUUGAAUUGGUGUUUCUCAGCCCAGUGGAGAACAUUUGAUCAUUUAAAGUGUAUUCCAUGUUACAUCUACUCCUCCACAAACACACACACACACACACGCAUAGGGAGUUGGAACCUCCUCACAUGUUUUUGGACACCUGAUGUACUGGAAACAAACAAAACAAAUUGGAUGUGCUUUUAUUUAUUUUUUUGGAAUAAAGACGAGGCAUACACUGGUA